AUGUCCGUUUCUGAUCCAUGGGCUGACGUCAGUUUAUCCAAUAAUAGUGGCGCAACUAAAACUAUAGAUGCUGAAUUACAAUCUAUUGUUUCUUCCCUAAGUGCAUUAUCCAAUCCAACACAACUACAACAAUCAAAUAAUCAACAGUUUAUCGGUUCGUACAGAAGAGGUUCUAUCAACUCUAGCAGUGAUAUAGGAAGUGAUAUUCUAUUACACCAAACGUCUUCUAAUAACACUACUGGCAAUAAUGAAAGAAGCAAUAGCAACACUUCUCCUGUUUUGAGACGAACAACUUUAUCUGUAGGAGGGUUUUCCUUGAAUACUCCUAAUGGUGUUAAUAACAGGUUACUAAAUGGUGGAUACUCAGCUUCUAUUGCAGUACCACUGAACGUUGGCAAUACCACUAGCACAAAUGGUGUUGCUACUACUACAUCAUUAUUAAACACAAAUAUUAGUAUUACCAAUAAUAAUGCAUCGAAGGGUGGGUUUUUUGAACGUUUCGGUAAAACUUUAGUUGAACAAACCAGAGAGAUUGAGGCUUUACAACCAAUUAGCACCAAACUUACUGCUACCAAGAACACUGCAUCUAGUACUCCAGUAACUACAUUUUCUUCUAGAAGAGAGAGCUUUAAUAACCAUGAUAGUGCCUCUGGCCCUGGGUCUGGCAACCCCACUACUACUGUACCAAGUUUAUUAAUUAAUCAAGCUACUUCUAGACUUUUAAAUAGUAAUUCUGGUAACCACUCUGCUGAAACUUUAGUUAGUUCUUUAACCAAUGGUUUAAGUGAGGCUACUGCAGGUAAUGAAAACCAAGAUAAUAUUGCUGCCUCCGUGUCUUCAUCAUCUUCUCCUGGUACUACCACUACCACUACCACCAACAAUGGUGACAACAAUAACAACGUCCUUACACAAUGGAAUGUUGCAGAUACUCCCUCAUUUCAGCCUACUGGCUAUCCUUAUGGUCCUUUCCAACCAUUCCCCACUACAAUCCGGGCACCACCAUCUUCUACCAACCCUGCAAUGGCAAAUGCAGGUGAAGAGGACGGUUUGGGAUUUACAUCACUUAGCGGUGAUGGUAGACCAAAUUCCCCCAUGAGUUUCCACCUUGGUCGCAAUGCAGCCCAAGAUAGGGCUGUUUCGCCGCCUUCUAUGAUGUUCCCAAAUAAUCCAUAUUUGUACUUUAAUCCUACUGCUGCUGGCGCCAUUCCUCCUAUUUCAAGAGGUGAUUCUUCACCACCACCACCACCACCACAAAUGAUGCCACCCAUUAAUAUGAUGGUGAUGGAGAAUAAUAUACUUGAUAAUGGAAACACACUCUCUACCAACAAUAGUGAGUAUGCUGAUAAUACUAAUAGUAAUUACAUCAAUUCACGUGGCAGUAUUAGAAGCAACAACAACAACAACAACAACAACAACAACCGUAGGACUGGUAAUAGCAGUAAUAAUAAAGGGUUCAAUGGUAAAUUUAAAGGAAAUCCAUAUCUGAAGAAUACCAACGGUGCCAGUCGUGGUAAAUCCUUAUCUCCUCAGCCACCGCACUCUUCAUUUAUAGAGAAUGAUAUGUCAUCUUCAAGAGCAAAUGCUGCUUCCAUUUCUCUGGCUACCUCUUCGAUUAAUCACGCCAAUAGAAAUUCUUCAUUACCACGCCAAAAUUCAACUGGUCAGCACCAUAGCCAGCAUCGUAAUCCAGGCAAUACUGGUUAUAAUCAUAAUCAUAACAAUCACCAUAACAAUCAUCAUAACCACCAAAAUAAGCAGGUCAUUUAUAGAUCACCGUUAUUAGAAGAAUUUAGGAGCAAUUCUAGUAAGAAAACUUACACUUUAGGUGAUAUAUUUGGUUCAGUUUUGGAAUUUUCUAAGGAUCAACACGGUUCUCGUUUUAUCCAACAACAAUUACCCAUUGCCAAUGAUACUGAAAAGGAAAUGGUUUUUAACGAAAUUAGAGAUUAUACAAUUGAGCUAUGCUCUGAUGUUUUUGGUAAUUAUGUCAUUCAGAAAUUUUUUGAACAUGGCAACGAUAUUCAAAGGGCCACAUUGGUUGAGUCUCUGAAGGAGAAAAUACACAAUCUAUCUUUGCAGAUGUACGGUUGUCGCGUUAUUCAGCGUGCUUUAGAUUUUAUUAACGAGAAACAGAGGUGUGAUGUUAUUAAUGAGUUAUCUGAUUAUGUUUUAGAGUGUAUAAAAGAUCAAAAUGGUAAUCAUGUCAUUCAAAAAGCUAUCGAAACCAUUCCUAUAGAUAAAUUACCAUUUGUACUAGCUAGUUUAAAGGGCCAUAUUUAUCAUUUAUCGACACAUCCAUAUGGGUGCCGUGUAGUUCAGAGGCUUUUAGAAUUUGGUACUUUGGAAGAUCAAUCUCGAAUUUUAAAUGAAUUGAGUGAAUUUUUCCCAUAUUUAAUACAGGACCAAUAUGGGAACUAUGUUGUUCAACAUAUUUUGGAAGCUUCUGUAGAAUGUGGCUCAUUUGAAGAUAUUUUGAAAAGCAAGCAAAUAAUUAUUGACCUAAUUAGUAAUAGAAUCGUAGAUUAUUCCCGUCACAAGUUUGCCUCUAAUGUUGUGGAAAAAUCCAUUAUAUUAGGAAAUAAAGCCCAAAAAAAGCAAAUAUUGGAUCAAAUCUUACCUGCCAAUGAGGAAGCUGCUAGGAUUUUAGAUGAAAACGAACCAAUUGCUGUUAUGAUGAAGGAUCAGUUUGCUAAUUAUGUCAUUCAAAAGUUGGUUAGUAUAACUGAGGGUCAAGUUUAUAGGUUAGUCAUCAUUUCUAUCAAGUCAUAUUUGAGGCAAGUGGAUGAGCAGAGCCGUGCCCUUAAUGCCAGCAACACUAAUGCCAAUAUAAAUAACAACAAUGCCACUAACAGCCAAUUUCAUUCUGUAAAUAGCACCAAAUAUCAAAAUACUAAUAGUAACAAAAAGAAUAAACACUUGGCUAGUGUUGAAAAAUUAUCUGCAUUAGUAGAAAAUAUUGAAAUCUCAUAA
Messenger RNA from Saccharomycodes ludwigii, 2970 nucleotides. It is a transcript of the gene PUF3, whose product is annotated as mRNA-binding protein PUF3. NCBI's taxonomy places the organism in Eukaryota, Fungi, Ascomycota, Saccharomycetes, Saccharomycodales, Saccharomycodaceae. The record is from RefSeq and is a predicted model, not a curated record. Bases 1 to 2970 code for a protein of 989 amino acids. Gene Ontology annotation, biological process: nuclear-transcribed mRNA catabolic process, deadenylation-dependent decay. Gene Ontology annotation, molecular function: mRNA 3'-UTR binding. The transcript has a single exon. Gene Ontology annotation, cellular component: cytoplasm.